Messenger RNA from Rosa rugosa (rugosa rose), 1422 nucleotides. RefSeq lists its product as uncharacterized. NCBI's taxonomy places the organism in Eukaryota, Viridiplantae, Streptophyta, Magnoliopsida, Rosales, Rosaceae. The transcript has 4 exons. Bases 1 to 1422 code for a protein of 473 amino acids. The record is from RefSeq and is a predicted model, not a curated record.
AUGAACUGUCUGCAUCUGCAGUUAGGAUUUUUGAAUUGCGAGGCAAUUUGGAGCGACGGUCUAUCAGGAGGUAAUGCCCUGCUCUGGAAGGAUGAUGUUGAUGUUCACUUUCGCUCUAAAUCUGCACAUCAUAUUGAUGUGAAGAUUAGGGCAACUGAUGGAUUGGGUAUGGCUUGGAGGCUGACUGGUUUGUAUGGGCAUCCAGUGACGGCUUCUCGUCAUCUUACGUCGGAGAAGGAAGGAGGUGUGGUAAGGCGUGCAAGUCAAAUGCAACCUUUCUGGGAUGUGUUGGCAGAAUGUGAUGUCAUUAACUUAGGGUUUACUGGAUCUCCUUUCACUUGGAAGGGCCCGGGAAUGAGGAGUCGUCUGGACCGCGCCGUGGCUAUGGCAACGUGGUCUGAUAUCUUUACGGCAGUGCAAGAGUCGACAAAAGGGAUAGAGUCGGUGGUGCUCCAUUAUUUUUCCAAGAUUUUCAUUGCAGGUGCAGUUGAUUGUGGCUAUAUGCAGUCUAUCAUUGAGCUCUUGCAGCCUAGGAUUACGGCCAUCAUGAAUGCUGACCUUUGUGCUCCGUACACUGCAGUGGAGAUUAAGGCUGCCUUGUUCCAGAUGUACCCAACUAAAGCCCUCGAUCCUGAUGGAAUGCCUCCUCUAUUUUUUCAAAAGUAUUGGGAUGUAGUGGAUACGGUGCAGAACUUUCUUCAUUCUGUUAAAGAUCCUCAGUCUGUUUCUGAUCUUCGUCCAAUUGCCUUGUGUAAUGUUGUGUAUAAAAUUUGUUCUAAAGCUAUUGCUAAUAGGUUGAAAAAGAUUUUAUCCCAGAUUAUUAAUCCUUCUCAGAGUGCUUUUAUUUCGGGAAGGUUGAUCACUGAUAAUAGGUUGGUCGCUAAGGAGGUGUCACAUUUUAUUCACAACUGUUACUGUAGCUCAGAUGCUGGCUUUUCUCCGAAAUUGGACAUGAGCAAGACCUAUGACCUUAUGGAAUGGUGCUUUCUGGAGUCUGUUUUACUUCGGUUGGGUUUUGAUGAAUCUUGGGUUGCAUUGAUCAUGCAAUGUGUCAUUAUCGUCAGAUAUGCUUUCUUGUUGAAUGGGCAACCUAAAGGGUAUCUCACUCCUACCAAGGUCCUUCGUCAAGGGGACCUUGUAUCUCCGUAUCUCUUUUUAUUGUGUGCUGAAAUGUUCUCUGCCUUACUGGAGAGGAAAGUUUUGAAUGGGGAGUUGCAAGGGAUCAGUGUCUGUAAGGAUGCACCUGUAAUACAUCAUUUAUUAUUUGUCGAUGACAACUUAUUAUUUGGUAAGGCUACUUCUGCAGAAUGUUUUCACAUUAAGGAGGUGUUGAAAGAUUAUGAGUUGGCCUUGGGACAACAGAUAAAUUUCUCAAAAAACAGUAUUGUAUUCAGCAAGAAAGUACCAGAGGUUGACAAAUAG